CGAGCUGUGGUUCAUCGAGUUCGGUCGUGGGGCUGCGUUGCCCUUGACGCCAGAAGAAGCGCCGACGGAUGGCGAGCCGGUGGUGCCGUGUGCUCAGGGUCGAAUUGUUGUUGAAACAACUCACCCUGCACCCCCACAUUUUGCCACAUGUUCGACUUACCGACGUACGAUAACCGCAAAUGACGAAUCACCUCGUUCGACUGUGGAUCCGUCACCAAGUCAGUCAACAAGCCGAGGUGCAAUUGCCAGAAGUCUUUAUCAUCGUCAACAUUCGAUUAUGCCACAAAGUCCAGCAACCAGGCCAGAGGAUUUGCAAGUAACACCCUGGUAUGCAGAAGAGUCUUUCACAGAUUCCUGGACAUCAGGACCUGGAGACCAAAGCUCGUAUCCCUCUUUAUUCUUCUCCCGGAAUGAUAAGCAACUGCCGUCUAGGCCAGAUUUACGUUCAAUACGAGGAAGUAGUGGGGAAAGUGAUGCACUUGUUCCACGAACUAGUUCUUCAGCACCUAGGAAAGCUUAUAUGGAUCUUAGUGAUGCUAUAGCACUACUUGAUGAGACUUGCCCUAAUCCUGAUGCUAGUCCAUCGCUCACUCCGAGAACGCCUAGAACACCAUUAAAUUUAAACUCGAGAAAUAAGAGAGCACGUUCCAAGAGUAGUGAUAAUUCCUCAAAUUAUAGUAAUGAACGUUUGAAUGAUAAAUCAGUAGAAAGUAAAGAUCGUGAAAAGAGACGACCUUUCUUGAAAAAAAUUGGAAUAUCAAAAACAGAAGAUAGACCAUUCCUUUCAAAAAUAGCACCUAGAAUUACUGGUAAACCUUAUUUAGAAAAAAUUGGUCCUAGUAAAGCUUUAGAGCGGCCUUUCUUAGAUAAAAUUGGAUCGUCCAAGACUUUAGAUAAAUUUAAUUUUGAAUCUCUUAAAGAAAUACCGAGAGCGAUGAUGAGAAGAACUCAGACUAUUGUAGAGCCUACUUUAACUGAAAAAGCACGUACUGAAGAAACUAUAAAUGAUUCAAUUUUAGUUGUUGAAGAGGAAGAAAUACCAGAGAUACCAGAUACUUUUAAUAGUGUUGAAAGAAGACGAAGUGGGAAAGGAUUAUUAUUAAAAAUGUACUCUUUUGAGACUGAAGACCUAGAUGAUAUAUCUGUGAAAAAUCACCGAGAUCCUCUUAGAGGUUCAUCUCUAGACGAUGUUGUAGAUACGGGUCCAAGUUCAUUACCUCCCCUUGAAGAUGUACAUGAACCCUCGAGUCCUACUAAAUUGGAAGCCAGCUUUUCAGGAGGUGUAGAACUCGUCAAGUGUCGAGUUACAACUAGUGAGGAAAUAGUUUCUUCAAGCACUGGUUAUGCUGGUUCACCAAGAGCUGCAGCUAGUUGGAGUAAUUCUCCACGGUGGUCAACAAAACGGAAUGACAAGCCGUCCAUGAUUUUUAAAACACUCGAGCGAAACUUUAGCUCUAGGGAAAUAUCUUUAAGUGAUGAAGAAACUGUUCCAAAUUCGCCCACUAAGAGAAGAAUCUCUAAAGUAUCACCUGAGCCACAAAUGCCAAUUAAAGUUGUUCCUGCGAAAAGUAAAAAUUCCUCGCUACCACGAGAUUUGGAUGCUUCACCAACGAAGACUCGUCGACAGGCUUCAGAGGAGCCGCUAGAGAGUCAAAUUAAAAAUCCAGAGUUUGAGCAAUUGGCUAAAGUAAAGCAAAUGGAAGAAAAAACAAGGAGUGCUGAGUUAUUAGCCUUGAAAAGUAGACGGCAAACAUUUAAUGAAGCAUUAGAAAAAUUUGGUGGAACUGGCUAUGCUAACAGAGCUAGAAGACAAAUAUCUGAAGAUAUUCUAGACAAAUCUGAAGACAAAAAAGGCAGUGAAUAUGAAGAAUAUCAUGAACGACGUGGAAUUUCUUCAGAUAAUUUAAAGUAUUCCAGAGAAACUGUUGUUGAAUCUGCACCAUCAGCAUCGUCUCUUGGCUAUCAAAGUGGAAGUGAUUCUCCAUUUGCUAGUCAACGUUCAUCAAACAAUAGUCAAGACAUGUUAAAAGGUACAUUCAAAGGUCUUCAGGGUAAAUUCGAAGUUCAAGACGUUCCAGCAGAAAGUUAUGCAGCAUUUAAAAGACGAACGCGAACUGAAUAUCAAACUGUUACAGAGCGGUACAAGUUCAUUGCAAAAGAAACAAUAAGUCCAACUGUUCAAGUGAGCAAAGUUUAUGAGAUAAAAACAAAAGAUCCUAAAGGUCAAACUGAAGUUGUGUCUAAUUUAAAAUCAAAACCAAUUGAACAAGUGACAAGUAAAGAUGAUAGAAAAGAUACUACACAGACAGGGUCUACUAAGGCAGUGUUGAAAAAGCAAGAAGGUAUUGAUCAUUCAAAUGAAGAAGAGAUUACCGGGUCAUUUAGACGACGUCCACUGAGAAGAAUAUUUCAUGAGCCGUCCCAAGAAACGAUGGAUCUUCUUACAGAGUUAAAAAAAAUAAAGAGUUUACUCAGAACACCUUCAGAGGAAACAAAAGACUGGGAACUAGAUUGUUUAAAACCAGCUCGACUUCCAAAGAAAAUUUCAUUAUCUGAUAAGGAGUUUUGUUUAUCAAUAGAGCGAGAAAAUAGCAUUCGUCGUCCUUCGAUACUGAAGUUCGAAAAUGAAAGUAAAAAAGAACCAAAGACUGUUAUAAAUCAGGAGAAAAAGAACGAAGAGCAACCAAUAGGCCCAGCGUUAUUUGAAAAACGUUGUUUAUCUUUAGAUUACGCUGAUGAUGCAAAGCCAACAAGGCCUGAAGUACGAACAAUAUCUCUUGUGUCAGCGAGAACACCUAGGUCAGGGACAGAUGAAACAAUAGAUUCAUUCGAUCCUGGUAUACUUUAUGAUUCCAAGAGCUGUCUUUCUGAUGUUUUCACUCCACCAAGUGAUGAAACUGACAAUAACAUCACUAGUCCAGUUAAACAAACAACAAAAAAUAGCGCUAAUCAUUCUUCUGAAGUAGACAUUGCGAUUCCAGUGGAUCAAACAGGGUCUGCAAGUCCCAAGAAACGAGCUCAGAUUCAAGGUAGAACAAGUGAUCUUUAUGAAAUAAUUUCUCCAAGAUCUACUCCGUUUAGAGUGAAAAAACGACUUGGCAGGAUAUCUGUUGAAGAAUCUGUUAAACCAGAGAGCUUUACAAUUGAUAAAGUCGACUGUAGGUCAGCUGUGACACAAAAAAAGACCAAGUGCUUCCCUUUGUAACCCAUGCCGUUACGCCUGCGACGGCCGGGCUAAUUUUUUUCAAUUGUAAAAACGCAGGCCCCCCUGGACCAUUUUUGUAUUUUCUUACAAGUGAAGGAAAUAACGACUUUGUCCUACUUUUAUUGUUUUAUUUUUGUAUAGAUCAUGAAGUGGGUCUAUGUAUUAUUUUUAUUCAUUGUAAUCUUUGCAAUUAAGCAAGAAAUAUUUUGUAAUGUUAAUAAUUAUUUUGAUGAAUAUUUUAAGAAUUUAUUUGUGACAACUGUCUUGCACUUAUUGUGUCUAAAGACAAAAAUUUAUUUGUUUUAUAUAAAGUAGAAUUAAGGAGAAAAGUUGCAGAGUUAAAUAUUUCAAUGAAUUUAUUGUGGUUGAUAAAAAACAAUCCUGCAACUAAAAAUAAUGAAUUCCUGUGUAUAUAUAUAUUUCGUGAACGAAUAUAAAUUUGUUCAUUACUUUUUUUCUUUUUUUUUUUUUUGUAAAGCUGAUGAUGAUUGAUCACUCAGUUGUUUUGCAAUUUCAUUCAUUGAUGAAAUACACUUUUCUAUAGAUCAAUUUAUUGUAUUAUAAAAUAACUAUGAAAAGCGAGAAAAAAAAAUUAUAUAGAAAAUACAAACGUUUCCUACUAAGUAAUUAUUUGUUAGUCAUGUCAAGGAAAAAAUAUUAUUUGCCCGGAUUUAAUCAAUCCAUCUAUAGAAUUCAUUUAAAAAAAUUUACGUACAUCUAGGCGGGUACUCGUUGUUAAGAAUUGCUAUUUAGUGUAAAAUAGAAAGAAAAUAUAUUAAAGCAUAGAAUAUCUAGAUAGUUCAGACAUCAAAUCGAUAUUAAAUGAGUGAUUUUAACAACGUGAACCCACAAAUUUUUACGAACAGUGCCUUGUUCAUGGAUAUAUUUCUUUAAAAAAGAACAAAUUAAACCAACGACAUUUUAUUCCUAUGCGGGCCGGAAUUUGAAAUGGGUCCACAUGGAAUUGCAAUUUUGAUGAUAGAAUAUUUUUUCGCGUAAAGAGAAAUAUUUUCAUCUCACAGAAUUGCAACUCCCACAUAGAUGCGUCCGCCUGCCACGCCUUUCUCUAACGCAGAAAGACUCGUGACAUUUUCAUCAAAAUCUAUAAAACAUAAUAUCGAAACUAAAGAAAAAAAAAAAUAAAAAUAAUAACAGUAAUUCUACAACAAAACAAAAAUUCAUUGUUACAUUAAAUAAAAAUAAUAAUUUGUUUAGAUGUCUAGUUCAAUCUAAGGAUUAUUGUACUCUAAAUAAUAUACAGAAAGUAAGUGUAAAUGUAGCUAUUAAAAAUAGAGAUAAAAAAAUCUAUUUAAAAAAUAAGUUAUAAAAAAAUUAUAUAAAUAUAUAUUAAAUAUCGUUACAUUGAUCGAAUAUUUGUAUGUACAAGUUAAGCAUAUUAAAUUUUAAGUGGACGGGUAUAUUUCAUAAAUAUAUAUUUGUUUACGCGUUCGUGCCAAUUUGCAUCGCCAAUUUCAUGUAAAGAGUCUAAAAAAAUUCACGUAAAAAAAAAUAAAUAGAUAUAUAAAUUACAAGUGAAUAAAUACUAGAUAUGUAUUAGAAUUAAAAAUACAUUAGAAAUGCAGCGAGUAUAAGCGAGAUGAUGGUGCCAAAACUGAGAUAUUACUUCUAUUGUAUGUUAACAAUGUUACUUUUAUAUUUCUGAAAUUUAUGUAUAUGUUAAAAGUGCAUUAACUGCACAUUAAAAAAAAAAACAGGAUUUGCGUGGACGUAUUAAUAUAAUAGAUAAUACAAAAAAACAAAUAUUCACGUGAGCUUGUGUAAUGAUAUUAUUAUUAUAAGGAUAAAAAAAAAAUUAUCAAUUUUAUUUGUUACUUUUUAUGUGAAAUAAUUAAUUAAUUAAUUCUAGUCAUUCUCGAUGCAAUAUUUCAUGUCUUGUGAUAGUCGAUAAAUCUAUUAAAAUAUAAAGAAACGAAUCUUAUUGCACUAAUUGUGAAAAAUGGAACAGGGUUUUACCGACUAAAUCUAUUUAAAUUAUGUCUUACUAUUUCUUGGCACUUUAACUUGAUUUUCUCUUUCGCUUCGUCUUUCUUCAACAGCCAUCCGUCCAACUUUUCGGCUGUUAAUGUUUAUACUAAAUUCAAUUAAACAAGUCAUAUAAAAUGUUUCUUUAAUGAGAAACCAAGCAUCGAGAAUUAUGAUGAUAAAUUGUUUUCCUCGCGGGCGAGAUAAUUGUGUUUAAAAUUAUUUGAUAUUCAUUAAUUUGAAUUAUAGUAACAAUAAUUGUAAUUAUUGAUGAGUGAAAGUGUGUAAUUAGUCUCUUCAAAUACAAGAGUAAUAUUUCACACACAAAAAUUAUGAUAUUAUUAAAUAAUAUAUACGCUUGUAUAAGUGACGUAUCUGAAUAAUUUUCAAUUCUACUUAUAUAUUGAUGCAUUAUUAUUCCUGAUAUGGAAACUAUUCGAAUUUUCUAUCAAAAACGUAUGUUGUAUAUCUUACAGCAUAUGGACACAUAUUCUAAUAAAAAUCGAGUUAUUGAACUCGUUGACUAUAUAUAAAAUUCCAUUGGUUUGUAUGAAAAGUGUGUGGUUAUAACUUAAAAAUAAAAACAAAUAUACACCUAUUUCCAAUAUAAGACCAAAAUUUGUCAAUGGUCCUUUUAGGACUUAUUCCUAGUGCAUACAUAAUUACGAUCUGGCAGCGAAUUGUCAAAUUUUGAAAUAAUCUCGAGCGAUUUAUGACAAAUAUACUGUGCGUAAAAUAUAAAUUUUAUAAACUGCGUGAUAAAUGAAUAUAAAAAAAGAUUGGUAUAUGUUGUUGUAAAUAAUAAAUAGAAUGUACGUUGUA
Chelonus insularis is the source of this 6010-nucleotide messenger RNA. RefSeq lists its product as uncharacterized. Bases 278 to 3205 code for a protein of 975 amino acids. The record is from RefSeq and is a predicted model, not a curated record. The transcript has a single exon. NCBI's taxonomy places the organism in Eukaryota, Metazoa, Arthropoda, Insecta, Hymenoptera, Braconidae.